Molecule: messenger RNA, 2490 nt
Organism: Tetrapisispora phaffii CBS 4417
Lineage: Eukaryota; Fungi; Ascomycota; Saccharomycetes; Saccharomycetales; Saccharomycetaceae
Exons: 1
Coding region: 1-2490 (829 amino acids)
Source: RefSeq, a predicted model, not a curated record
AUGGAAGUAAUUCCACUUUCUGGUGCUGAAUUGAAGAAUAACAGUUAUCAACUCGGGAUAAAGAUGUUAGAACUAAAUGCAUUACAUGAUAUUAAAGAAGAAGAAGAUAUAGAGUUGACUCAGUUGAAUAGCAACGUCUCGUCUAUAUGUAGUCGACAGAUGCCUUUGGCAACUUCACCACCUCUCACGGCCCAUGCAAACACAUCUACGGAGAGUAUAGCAUAUUCAACUAACGGCGCUAAUGAUACAGUCCUGAUACACAAUGAAACUUUUAAUAAUGAUAACAGCGUACAGUUAGUGACAAGUAAUAGUAAAGAUGAAUUGAAUCUGCUCCCGCCAUUACCAGAUAACUCACGUAAUGAUGAUGACAUAAGUAGCAAUAGCAAUACUAAUAGUAAUGAAAUGAAUAUGAGUAAUAAUAUCCAAAAUAUGAAAACAAUCUUAGCUGAAAAUAAUGAAAACGUGAAUAUACAUAGUAAUGAUAUAAAAAAUUAUGAAAAUUUGCAAAAUGAUGUAGCGGGACUAGGUUUGAAUAUAGCAGAUUUAGAUCAAGCUUUGCAUUCACCUAGAAAUUAUAGUGAACAACAUUUUAUCAAUUCAACUAGUGAUUCGGAUAGUAAUGAUAUCCUUGAUCCAGAAUCCAUAGCGGAGACUUCUUUUGAUUUAUCGAAAGCAUUAAAAAUUCCACAAAAUUUCAACAUACAACAACAAGGUAUCAAUUCUCCAUUGAGUGGUAAUAAUAUCCUUAACAGCACAGAUAUCCUGUCAGAUGUCAAUAACUCCGUUAACAGCAAUCCAUAUGAUAUGAAUACUGCAUCGAAUAAUCUUAACAUAAACAAUAAUAAUGGUACAUUGUCUCCAAUAAUAACAAGUCCGAGGUUACUCUUGAAGAAAAAAUUCUCAAAUGUUAUGUUGAAUUCAAAUAGCGGUAACAUUGCUAAUUCAAAUAUUCCAGAUGAUGGCCAAUCAUUUCAACCUAUUGAAUUUCCAAUAACAUCAUCACCUGCUGAUAUUGAACACUCCCACUCGUCAUCGUCAUCGUCACACGACACUAGUACUAUUGCAAGUGUCAUAAAGCAAUCUAGAAAUCCAUCAAGAAAAAUUAGUAUAGGAAGUAGCCACUCCAUUUCGACUAACAAUUCAAUGAAUAUACAUUAUAAAAAUUUGAACCAAGAUGAUUUAUUAUACAAUCUGCCAAUUAGAACAAAUGGAAAUCCAAUUGAAAAUAUCUAUCGUACACGUUCUGACUCUACUUCUUCUUCAAUGAAGCAUAUGUUAGAAUCUGCUCCUCUAGAAAGUUCCUCAAGUGAGAAACGCCCGCCAUUACUUAAAAGAGCCUCCAGUGCAUUGCUAAGAAAGACGUCGAUGAUACAUAUUUCAAACUCUAAUAGCGUGCAAAAUAAUAAUAAUAUAAAAAAUGAUAUUUCAGCUUCCCCUUCAAUGAGUACAGCCUCGAGCUUUGAACCACCAACUUUUGAACAAUUAUCUGAUAAAUUAAAUUACAUUGCUCAGACAACUUCUAAUACUAAUAACCCCAAUUUUGAUUUACAAUCAAUAACAUCUUCAUCGUAUCUCAGUAGAAAAGAUGAUAUUUCUAGAAAUCCAUCAAUAGGUUCAAGAGUUAAGAGAAGUUUCUCAAGAAUUAUUAGCAACGGUGGUGACUCAGUUAGAAGAGUUGUUUCGAACUCUAAUUUAAGAGAUGAAUCUCCAUCUCCAAUAUACAUGAAAAACUCAAACCUAUCUAGUUUGUCCACCAAUCAUAUAAAUAGUAGCGAGCGUAUAUCCAGUAUGCCUGUACGACUUUCAGGUUCUGGUAGAAAUGCAUCAAUGCCCUCUAAUUAUCGGAGAAUCGGGUCGCAUGGUGCUGGCAUCACAAGGAGUUUUUCAGCUACUGAUGCUAUCAAAACAUCCAGCACCAACAUUUCAGAUUCAAGGAGUUCAUCGGGCAGAAGUAAAUCCAGCAGAACAGGAUCACUAAAAGCCAGUUCUUCUAACAAUGGUUAUGAAUCUAACAGAAACAACCUUAAUAACAAUAUUUCCCAAGUUCCUGACCUAAGCAAGUUAAAUAUCAAUGCAUUGAAAGUCAAUGUUGAGAAGAUUACAAAGUCUGUACCGGUGAUCUCUGUCACUGACGAUUUCAGUUCAAAACAUUCUAAUAAUUAUCAAAUUCAAUCCAAUAUACGUUUUGACGAAGUCUACUAUGGUAAGGCCAACAAUGAAGAAAACGUAAUUGAAAGGACUAGUUCACCGACGGAUGAAAAUGGUAAACUUCCUGAGAAAUUGAAAGAGUUGACCAUCAAAGAGUACAUAAAUUUACUGAUAAAACAACAAGAUGUUGAAGAUAGACGUUUGCAAUAUCUUGAAGAGAGUUUUUCCAAAUCCGGAUGGUCUUCAGCAAAUGACCUGGAAUUGUUAAGAAUGAAGAGAGUUGCAAUAAAUAAAAAAUGGGCUGAUAGGAUAUCAUUCUACCAAAACAAACUCGAUGCAUAG